AGCGUUCCAUGCAGUCAGCGCCGAGAGCUCGAUAGUGAAUAUAGUAUUAGUAGCGCGUUGUGUUGACAGUGGUUACGGUGAUAGUUGGCGGCAAUCGCCGCUGCUGAUUAAAGGUACGACACGCAGACGAGAUACGCGCGCGUAACGACGCGGCCAUGCUGUAGCAUUUGCCGCGUAUAUUCGACGCCGCUGCGUGUUGACAAGCAUUGUCGUCGUCGUCGUCGUCGUCUGCGCUGUUCUCUUCUUCAUCGUUGAUCAUGAGCAACGUGGUACACAACCCGGGCGGGCUGGCGAGACUGUCGACACUUCUGGGUGCUCCAGAGGCCGCACUGCGUCUCCUCAUCUCGAUUUUACUGGGCUUCCCCGUUGCCCUUUUUCAUAGGUAUACACUCUAUGGCAAAGAUCCCAUUCGUCAGCACUUAUUUUUCAUAGCGUGCGGUCUCUCAAUUGGUUACUGGAAUUACGAUUAUAACAUACUUCAUUCAUCAACGGCGGUAUGCGGAACGUAUCUCAUCCUGACGGUUCUCGGCAGCACCGGGUUAUCCGUCAUAAUAACAUUUCUCUUCAACAUGACGUAUCUACUUUACGGCUAUUACACCACCAGUACCCAAGAUUAUGAUAUAAAAUGGACAAUGCCGCAGUGCGUGCUAACCCUUAGAUUAAUAGGGCUUGCAUUUAAUUUAUGGGACGGUCAGAAACGUGACGAGGAGCUCUCCGAUAGUCAAAAGCGGGUUAUCUUGAAAGAACGACCAUCGCUAUUGGAAAUUGCGGCGUACGUUUAUUUUCCGGGCGCCUUCCUGAUUGGACCGCAAUUCAGUAUGCGGCGAUACUUGGACUAUGUCAAUGGUCAGCUUGCAGAACGCGAUUCUCAAACUGGUGCCAUCAAGCUGCCAGAUUGUGUGUCGGCGGGAUUCUUACGAGCUUUUGUCGGAUUCAUAUAUGUAGUGAUAUUUCAAAUCGGUACACUUUACGUUUCUGAUCAAUAUCUCUUUGAACCAUCAUUCCAGAAGCUAAAUUUAAUAAAGAAAUGCUUGAUAAUCGGCCUGUGGGGCCGCAUUAAUCUCUACAAAUACAUCAGCGUUUGGCUAAUCACAGAAGGAGUUUGCAUCGUCUUUGGUCUUACAUAUAAUGGAAAAGAUUCUGAAGGUCGUGUUAAGUGGGACGGUUGCGCGAAUGUUAAAUUGCGGACAUUCGAAACUACUAUGCAAUUCAAUGACUACAUUCUCUCCUUCAACAUAAACACUAAUCACUGGUGUGCGGAAUACAUUUACAAGAGGCUGAAGUUUCUGGGUUCAAAAAUGUACAGUCAAAUAAUGACGCUGCUUUUCCUUGCUCUCUGGCACGGUUUUCACUCCGGAUACUAUCACUGUUUCUUUAUGGAGUUUGUUGUAUUAUACUUCGAGCGAGACAUUGGACCGGUAUUAAAGAACAGCGAGAUAGUACAAACGAUGCUGAAAAUACGAUGGGAAGCACGCGUUCUCGCUUGGAUCUUUCUGAAGCUUUACACUUUUGUUUUCAUGGGCUAUAGCCUCGUAUCGUUCGUACUUCUUUCGUAUCCGCGAUAUAAUGAAGUUUACGCUAGUAUGUAUUAUUGCGGACAUGUGUUCUUCCUCUCUUAUCCACUGCUCGCGCCAUACAUUAAACGGUUGCUUGGUCAAAAACCAAGUCAGCGAUCGCACCAAGAAUAAGAUGAUUCGAUCUUUCUUUUUUUUUUCUUCGAUAUUAAGGUAUUGCUCUUGUACUUGUUUUUCCUUCCGUCGCCCGAUACUUUAGAAGACAUAUAACUGUAGUGUAAUGAACGCUGAUGUUAGUUACAUUCACUUACAGUCACUAGUCUUCAAAAGAAAUGUGAUAGUGCAUAUCCAACGGAAGAUACGGGAAAAAAUAAAGUAUAUUAUCAUUACUAUCGUGUUUCGUAACGGUUAUGAAUUUUUUAAAACAUGAAUUUCUAUCGCUUAAAUAUAUCCUCGAUCGAAUUUCAUAAGUAAAAAACUUCUUUGAAGAAUCUUGCUGAAACGAAAUAGCGAUAGUAGUGGAAUAUACGGAUAUUACUAUUAAGAACAUUAUUAAUUUGUUGCACCGUUUAAAAAAAAAAUCCGCUGGUCGGUAAUUUCGUGUGCCUGUACUUGGAAGUUUCUACGAUCAAACUUUACGACACGAAAAUUCAAGAAAUAUAAUUCUACAAUAUAAUUCAACAAUAUAAUUCUAUAACAAGAUACUUCAGUAUUUUCCUAUAAUAAUACGUUCUUACGUCUUCAAUCAUAUUUUUGUAUAUCUAGCAUAUUCAAUUGAGCAAAGUUUUAUUUAUAUGUAUAAUAAAAUCUGUUAAAACGCGUUAUGCCUUUUAGUGAUAAGGACUGUUAUGAUAACAAUAGUAGCGUUAGCUAGUCAAAUAUCAUAAUAUCCUAAAAAGACACGAACGAGAAAGCAACUGUGCAUUUAGAUACCGCAAUAAGAAUGUCUAUUCACAAAAAUAAAUUCAGAGAAAUUGCAUUACAGAGGACAUUUAGAGAAUAAUACCGUGAUUUUGUAAGCGCAAAAACAGCUAAAACAAUAUAGUCAAAUCAUGCGAUAUCAUGCACGAUUUCAAUUGAAAUAUAUAUAUAUAUAUUUUAUCGUAGUGCUACGUUUUGUCGAUCUAAUACAAUUAACUACGUUUUACUAUACCUCUCUAGAUGUAAAUACGACGAUAACAGACCGUAAUUCUAGUCGGGUGUGUACCUUCUACCGUAUGUACGCACGCUGCAUUAGUAUCAAUAUGCAGUAACGCAAGAAGCGAUUUUCAAUCUUAUAUAUUCGCAAUUAUUUUUGUAGGUAAAA
Molecule: messenger RNA, 2820 nt
Organism: Acromyrmex echinatior (Panamanian leafcutter ant)
Lineage: Eukaryota; Metazoa; Arthropoda; Insecta; Hymenoptera; Formicidae
Gene: nes
Product: lysophosphatidylcholine acyltransferase 3 protein nessy
Biological process (GO): phosphatidylcholine biosynthetic process; lipid modification
Cellular component (GO): membrane
Molecular function (GO): 1-acylglycerophosphocholine O-acyltransferase activity; lysophospholipid acyltransferase activity
Source: RefSeq, a predicted model, not a curated record